This is a messenger RNA of Drosophila sulfurigaster albostrigata, 861 nucleotides long. RefSeq lists its product as uncharacterized. The record is from RefSeq and is a predicted model, not a curated record. NCBI's taxonomy places the organism in Eukaryota, Metazoa, Arthropoda, Insecta, Diptera, Drosophilidae. The transcript has a single exon. Bases 449 to 703 code for a protein of 84 amino acids.
AAAUUAGUUCUAGUGAGUCUGUGAAAGUGUGAGCGACUAUCGGACGACGGCAACGGCAACGACAAGGACGGCGGCGAGUACAACACAACAUCGAGGAGCAGAAUUGACUUUACUUUGUUUCAUGCACAAUCGCGCGUUUACUUAAGCAAUCCAAUCCAACCCACAUUCAAAACACAGCACUCAACAAGUGGAUGAGUUGAACGGAUUUCAAAGAUCAACCGACUGGGCACAAAGACUUCAUAAAAUACGAUUAAUUUAGUGCAAAAGCUGCAAGUGACCUACCUCAGCAGCUUAACUUCAUAAAGAUAAAACGGUCUAACCACUGAAAAUAGCGAAAAAAUAUCCGUCGAUAAACUCGUAUAGCUGAAGAUCGACCGUCUGAUUUAAUAACUGGAACUGGAACACAAACACAAACACGACCACAGUCACGAACACGAACACGUGCAAUAUGUCACAUCAGUGCAGCUGCGGUCGCGAUCUCAACAACAACUAUGUGUCCUAUACGAGCGCAUACGCCAAUGCAAAUGCGGGACUUGACCGGGACUCGAAUGCAAGCACUAGCAACAAAAACAGCGCCUCACAUCACACACAGCUGACGGCCAAGGUGAUGUUCGGCACAGUGGGCGCUAUCAAGGAGCUUCGCGAUAAGGAACAACAACAAACCCGGCAUGCGGCGACUCGCGCCGGCGAACGACGCAACUAAUAGUGAGAGGACUAGGAUGCUAAUCUGGCGUGGACGUGGCUGCAACAGUUAAUAAUAUCCGCCAGGAAAGCAGACAGUCAGGCGGUUAGACGGUCGACGGUUGUGUGAUCUAAGUGCUGUGCGAAAAUUCACAAUAUUUCUGUAUUCACAAAAGUACA